CCAGACCGGUUCAACGUGUUCCUUCUCCCCUGCCCCAACCUGGACGUUUACGGCGAGUGCAAGCUGCAGAUCACCCACGAAAACAUCUACCUCUGGGAUACGCACAACCCCCGGGUGAAGCUGGUCUCCUGGCCCCUCUGCUCCCUGCGCCGCUACGGCCGCGAUGCCACGCGCUUCACCUUCGAGGCUGGACGGAUGUGUGAUGCAGGAGAAGGUCUCUACACCUUCCAGACACAGGAGGGAGAGCAGAUCUACCAGCGUGUGCACAGUGCCACGUUGGCCAUCGCUGAGCAGCACAAGAGGGUCCUGCUGGAGAUGGAGAAGAAUGUCAGGCUGCUGAACAAGGGCACUGAGCACUUCUCCUACCCCUGCACCCCCACCACCAUGCUGCCCCGCAGCGCCUACUGGCACCACAUCACUGGCUCCCAGAACAUGGCCGAGUCCUCCAGCUAUGCUGGAGAGGCAUACGCAGGUGCCCAGGCCAGCUCGGACACUGACCUCCUCAACAGGUUCAUCUUGCUGAAGCCAAAGUCCUCCAAAAGUGACAAGCCUGAAGGCAGGGAGACUACAUCGUCCCCAUGA
This is a messenger RNA of Acanthisitta chloris (rifleman), 582 nucleotides long. RefSeq names its product docking protein 4 (gene DOK4). Gene Ontology annotation, cellular component: cytoplasm. The transcript is spliced from 4 exons. The record is from RefSeq and is a predicted model, not a curated record. NCBI's taxonomy places the organism in Eukaryota, Metazoa, Chordata, Aves, Passeriformes, Acanthisittidae. Gene Ontology annotation, biological process: cell surface receptor protein tyrosine kinase signaling pathway; positive regulation of MAPK cascade. The annotation marks the transcript as partial.